Molecule: messenger RNA, 1770 nt
Organism: Vespa crabro (European hornet)
Lineage: Eukaryota; Metazoa; Arthropoda; Insecta; Hymenoptera; Vespidae
Gene: Zasp66
Product: PDZ and LIM domain protein 3
Exons: 11
Coding region: 375-1472 (365 amino acids)
Biological process (GO): actin cytoskeleton organization; muscle structure development
Cellular component (GO): adherens junction; Z disc; stress fiber
Molecular function (GO): muscle alpha-actinin binding; actin binding
Source: RefSeq, a predicted model, not a curated record
AGUGCAGGUCGGACCAGAACAAUACAAGUGGGAUGCCAAUUCGAAAUGGGGCCAGAAUAGCAGAGGCAGCCUGUUAGUUGAGCAACGAGCUUUCGAGUUAGGCCUGUCAAAGUCAAAGCACCGUUGUGAACCAUCUCAGUUCUCGUUUUUUUACGUGCGCGUCAUUUUCACUAUUUCGUUUGUUAUAUUAUCAUAAUACUCUAUUUAUUUAUUUAUUUUUUCCUUUUAAUUGUUUCGUGCUCCUAGAAAGUUAUUUAUCAAAUAUUUAUUGAGAAAAGUUUUCUCUCCUCCUUGCUCUCUCUUUCUUUCUUUCUUUCUUUUUCUCUUUUAUUGUGUUUGUUAUUACGUUACAUCGUGGACCAAAGGAUUAGAGCAUGACGAGAAAGCAAACUUUGAUCAUAAAACUUAAAAGAUCCAGUACUGGUAGACCUUGGGGAAUAAGAAUUGCUGGUGGAGCUGAUUUGGGUUCACCUAUUGUUGUCACUCGCUCGGAGAACGAGGAGCUCCAGAGGGGUGACGUGAUAAAAAAAAUCGACGAUUACGACACACGUGAUGUGAGGCAUGUAGACGCCCAAAAUCUUCUACAAAAGUCUGAAAGAAUAAAGCUCGUCGUGGAAAGGUCCGAACAUUCUAGAGCAUCUCGUAUCGACACUCCUACAACAUCGCCUAUGAUUAUCGGCUCGAUCAUUGGCGGCAGGGCUGCGGUUACUAGUCUAGCUAAACCAGCUAAAAUACCAGGGGAAUUACCAAAAAGUCCGGUACCACCGCCAUCAUUCGAAGAAUAUAUACCAUCUCCAAUUCCGUCGGAUCGUUUCCAACCAGCACACGAACAUCUCGAUGAAGUCCGCGAGGAACGAGUUUAUUUAUCACAGCCAUACCGUACAACUCCUUUAGUCUUACCAGGUGCCAAGGUUAAAAAGGAUGCACCCUUGGGAGAAUGCUACCUUCGUCAUCAUCCCAAUCCUAUGAUUCGUGCUGCACCACAUCAUUACGAACCAGCUCAUCCUGAAGUAGCUAUGAAACAAAAAGUGGCGGAAACGGUACUUCAACGUGUUUUGGGACCGAAUGAAGUUCCAAAGGUUGUCCAUAAACAAUUCAAUUCUCCGAUUGGACUUUACUCCGAACAAAAUAUUGCAGAUACUAUCAAAUGUCAGGCAUCGGCCAUACCAACGCCUUACAUCAAAAGCAAUCUGAAUGGAAAUGCAAAUGUGAAUGGAAAAGCAGGUCCAAAGAUGUCAGUAAAAUACGAUCCGAGCAAGAGUGAAGCUUACAAGGCCCUACAAGAAGAAGCUCUCGGUGAUACGGUCCAAGAGGUUAGGCAGCCGGCACGUACCGGUGUUUUUUCCCCACAAAAAGCCAAUUAUAAUAGGAUUCCCCAUGCACGACCAAAGAGCCCUGCUGCAUCAUACGGUGGAAAUUAUAGACGUCCCUUCCCCCUUCCUUUCAUUAAGGAUCGCAUCAACGACUAUUAAAUUUUUUCAUCGAAUUGUGAACGUUCUUGACGAUGACGGUGAAAAAAUACAUCAAAGCAACAGCUUCAAGAGGAUUAUGUACAGUGUCCUGGGACAAACAGAUUAUUGAAAUAGUUCCUGAACUGACACUAUAUUUUAUUUAUGUUAAUUGAAUAUACAUAUAUAUAUAUAUAUAUAUAUAUAUAUAUAUAUAUAUAUAUAUAUAUAUAUAUAUAUAUAAUACAUGAUAUAUAAAUUUUAUUUAUUGUACUGUGCAAUAAACAAAUGGCCAAAAAAAAACAUUGAAUAUAAAAAGUAA